Molecule: messenger RNA, 822 nt
Organism: Guillardia theta CCMP2712
Lineage: Eukaryota; Cryptophyceae; Pyrenomonadales; Geminigeraceae
Exons: 1
Source: RefSeq, a predicted model, not a curated record
AGGUUUCAAUCCAUCACUCACCUUGGCUUUAUGUGAUGAGUGACCUACCGCCGUUGGGCAACCCUGUAAGAAUGGACUCAGCCCAUGUAUUGCAGCAGCUCGAGGCUCUGAAAGAACAUCUGCUGAAUCAAAAUCCUGAUCUGAGGGUUGGUUCCAUGAGCGAGAUGGACCACAGAGCUGGAGGUGAGGAGGGAUCGACUGCCAACAGGGACCAGACGACAGGAACAGCGGGGGGGCAGGAGCAGAGCUCCAUGAUGGUGAUAAGUGAAGACAAGCUCAGGCUGCUCAUACAGGAAUAUGUCGAAGCUCGUCUGAAGGAGAGAGAAGAUUGUGAUGGCGAGAACUACAAGGCACGAAACAGUGAAAUCUCCUCCGGCCAUGAUUUUGCUGAGAUGACCUCCAUGUCGACCGAGAGCGCUGAGUCUCAUGCUACUGUGCAAGCUGACAGGGCGCACAGUCCAGACCCAGACCGGAGGCCCCGACUCGGCCCCAUCCAUGUGCGCGCUCAUCGAGAGAAGACUAUGUUCGACCCCGAGCUCGCCAUGAGCCCCAGCCCCGGAUACCGUCCGAGCACGUUCCGUGUUCCCACGAUGAAGCAUGACCACUUCGUGGUUGACAGCACUAGCUCCAGGCCCUCGAACCCGAACCGAGUGUACCCAGAUGCCCUGACCGAGGUAGACCAGAAUAAGGUGGAGGAGAGCGGAUGCUGUGAGGUCGAAAACGUGUCGACGCAGGAUCUUGACGAGGGUUGCAUGUGGGUGACAACCGCACAGAACGCGUACGGCGCGUUCAUUCACGUGGGGCUGCAGUCAGGGUUGAAGU